AUGAGCCAGUCUAUCAUCGACACGGCAAUUUACUAUACUCUUGGCUGUGCUCUUGAUUGUACUGCACUCCGACAAUGGGUUCACCAACGACGUGUUUCGUUGGUGGAACCAGUAAAGGGGAUAUGCUCCACACUCCUCUGUCCUACAAGGCCAAACCGACCCGGUGGCUGGUCCGUGAAAGUCGGCUUCCUCACAAUCAAUUGCCUUGCAAUUGAUGGAGGUGAUGGAGGUGUGGGACGGCAGAACGUAACACCCGGAAGUGGUGCAGAAACCGUUUGA
Messenger RNA from Hydatigera taeniaeformis, 279 nucleotides. The record is from the annotation of a GenBank genome assembly. Lineage: Eukaryota; Metazoa; Platyhelminthes; Cestoda; Cyclophyllidea; Taeniidae.